AUGCCUCCUCGAAUCACAUCCGCGCUGACGGAAGGAGCAAGUGAGUCCAAAUACGCGACCAGCACGGCUCAUCAGGUGCGAUUGCUAUCGUUACGGACAUAUAUGGCCCAGAUUCGUAACCCUGCUUACAUUUCUGGAUGGUUUGUGGGCGGCAUCACCUUCCUGUUCUAUGGCACCCUAUACGUAAACCUGGACGCUGAUCUGACAUCGCAAAGCACAGUAGAAACGAUAAAGAAUCUCACCGUUCAAUCGGCCUUUAUCUACCAGUUACUCGGUGCCAUGUUCUUCAACGAAGCUCCGACGGUAUCAAGCGUGUUCCUGGAGAAAGAAAUGCUGCGCAGAGACGGGGCUAGCGGGACAUACAGUUAUCUGGCGUAUCAUCUGUGUUGGUACUUAAGGCUAAGCAUGGGUGCCUUCACAAAAGGUAUCCUGUACACACCACUUGUGUACUUUCUGGGAAAGCUGCCGCUGACAGUGGAGAAGUACUUCCUGUUCACGCUGUACAUGAUCAUCAUGGAUUCAGUGGGCACCUCUCUAGCUCUGCUUGUCGCCAGUUCUCUGUCAGCUCACUAUACGUUCGCAGUUACACCUUCUACUGGGACCCAAACACAGACGACGUCAAGUGUCUGA
Messenger RNA from Sphaeroforma arctica JP610, 630 nucleotides. RefSeq lists its product as hypothetical. Bases 1 to 630 code for a protein of 209 amino acids. Gene Ontology annotation, molecular function: ABC-type transporter activity. Lineage: Eukaryota; Ichthyosporea; Ichthyophonida. The record is from RefSeq and is a predicted model, not a curated record. The transcript is spliced from 6 exons. Gene Ontology annotation, cellular component: membrane.